Messenger RNA from Pocillopora meandrina, 1811 nucleotides. NCBI's taxonomy places the organism in Eukaryota, Metazoa, Cnidaria, Anthozoa, Scleractinia, Pocilloporidae. The record is from the annotation of a GenBank genome assembly.
AUGCAAAUGUUCAAAGCAAACUUGGCGUCCAGCGAGUGGAUGACCAUAUUGGGGGGAUUCAUAGGAUCACAGUUCUUCGUCUUCCUCCUAACUGUAUCCUCUACUAUCUAUGAAAUAUCAUAUGUGAGCUCUAGGAUAUUCAUCUAAGGCUUGGCUGGAAAGAUUUCAUUUUCGUGAUUCUUUGACAUUAUAUACGUUGAAAGCAUCCAGAUUCACCAAGAACAAAGACUUCCAUUGAUUUGAGUGUAGUAAACCUUUACAAGGUUUUUUUUUUGAACGCUUGAAAUGUCUCUUGAUGGUACUUAUCAGAGACUCGUAUGAAAAAAGUAGUAAUCAAAGACGUUAUCUGAUGGGGAUUAUAUAUCUGGGUCAAGUUUUGUAAUUUUUUCGUGAUUAGAUUAUUGUUAGAAGCCAGUGAAAUAAGCAUCUUGUUUAUGAAACUAAUUUAUUUGAAGUGAUUUUCUAGUGGUGUGAGUCUUAACAUCCGAGUUGCGUAUUCCUUGACAUUUAAUUCACCAGGCAGUAGGAAAUUUGGAAACAACCAUGUUUGGUCGAAAUUUUCAAACAAAAUUGUUCCCAGAAGGUACAUAUUUUGAAUUUUGUUGACGAGGAUCCAAUUGUUGUUUGUAUUGGUUUAAAGAAAUGAGACAUUUCUUGAACCACUAAUUAUUUACUGUCUCUGAACACAACUCAAAAAGAAGCUAGCACAACAUGAUCUGACAGCCAGUGGCUUUCCACCAGCUUCUGAUAACAGCCCUGCUUUGGCUCUUGUGAGUAAUUAUCACUAUAGAUGCAGCCUUGCAGUAACCAUACUAACCACUAGAAAACAUCAAAGUGUGGGCUCCAGGUAGUGACAAUCUUCGCCUUCCACCAAAGUAGUUCAGACCUGGUAUCUUAAACUUAGACUUAUGUGGUCUUUUUAGUUUUCUUUCUUUUUAUUGGAUCCUCUAUUUUGCUCCCUUUAUAAAAUUAACACACUAAUGGCUGGUACAACUUGGAAACAAAGGACAAUGAACAGUAUUAAGGAUGUGCUAGUGUCCAAUCCAGUUUUUUAUCAUCCAAUUUCUUAUUUACCUAUCAUCAACUGAGUAUCCAUGCAUGUCUUUUUAAUAUAUUGCAUUUAUUUCAUUUUCUUCAAGUUAUACUUUGUCUGGUAGUUGCAAUGUUUGCCUCUGGCCUAGUCCACAGAGUUUGUGUAACAACCUGGUAAGUUGAUGACAAUUUUUUUAACCAUUCUAACAGUGUUGUUGGUUGUACAUUUAUUUACUUUUGUUGUUGUAUUAAGCCACAAGUUGUUAUCAUAAGGCAAUGAUAACCCAGUCUGGGAUCAAAUUUACACCCCUUAAUUCAGAGUUCACAGCACUAGCCUUGGCCACUUAAUCCAUCAUAUUGUUCAUAUUAAAAUCUGAAGAACCCAAAACUAAAUUCAAACUAUAUUGAACCAUUCAAUACUCUUUUUUUUACCCUUCAGCUUUCUGUUUUCAAUGGUAGCCAUAUACUACAUUAACAAGAUUGCUGCUUCCACACAUGCCCCAACAUCAAACCCUGUCCCUCCACAACAGCUAAAGACCAAGAAGAAUCGCUGAAUUUUAGCUUGCCACUGAAUGUUAGUUUGAUUAUUUACAAAGAUUAGAACCAAGCAAAAUAAAGUUCAGUUACUUUUUCUGAAUUUGGCUGCUUUAUUUGAAUACUUAUGCCUUAAAUUAAAAUAAUAAUUAAAUGAAUUCUGAAUGAAGGACACUUAUCAUUACAAGCAACUCUAGAAACAAAGGUACAAUAUUCCACUAUUGUUUUACAUAAACCUUGCCAAC